AUGAGCAAUAAUAGUGCCAAUGGACUCAUCAGUCCUACCUCUCCCAACAACAACAACAGUGCCAAACGCAUUAGUUUUCUGGAGGCUAAUCCCUCAACUCCUCCUCGAAAAACCUCUCCCGUUAAAAACUCUCCUCUCAAUAACAUUUUAGCCUCAAGAACGAGAGCCAAAUCAAGUCCAGUACCACCCGGUGCGUUAUCUCCUCAAUCGCCUCCAACAACGUCGACCAUGACUUCCUCUGGCUCUUCCCUCACUUCACCUACAUCUCCCAAUCAUCAUCAUCAUCAUACAUCCUCCAUCACACCUACCCGAAGAAUGAGCAUCUCGGUUCCCAAUACAACCUCCACGCUCUCUCCUCUCCCAUCGGCACAGAAAAAGGAAGGACGCAAGGAACGACUCUCCAUCAUCUUUAGACUCUUUGAUAAGGACGAAGAUGAUCGUUUGAAUCCACAAGAAAUGAAAGAUUUUUUAUGUUCUGUUUUUUACGGUCCUGAAAUGAAGGACAUUCUCUCCGAGUUGCAAACCACCUAUAAGGAUGGAGUGAAUUUUGAGGAGUUUGUUCAAUUGUGUCGAGACGAGAGUGCCAAGAGCUCAGCCUCUGUGAAUGCUUCGAAAAGUCCAAUGUCGAAUGGAGGAAGAAGAGGAAGAAGUGCCACUGUGCAUGUUUCUGCAUUUUCCAAUCAAUCACAAAAGCCAUCAAUUUCUCCUACUUCAUUGAAUGAUGUUGAGGAAGAUGAUGGAUUCAGUGAAGAGGAUUUGAAAACGGUGUUUAGUGAAAUUUUGGAUUCCAACGAUGAUGGUGUGGUAUCAUUGAGUGAAUUCAAGAAAGUAAUUACUAAUUUAGGUAUACAAAAUACAUUCUCUGAUGAUGAACUUGCAUUGCUUUUUGACGGAAGCAAGACGUUGAGUUAUGAGCAGUUUAGAAAACUCGUGACCAUGUAA
Naegleria lovaniensis is the source of this 942-nucleotide messenger RNA. RefSeq lists its product as uncharacterized. The transcript has a single exon. The coding region runs from base 1 to 942 and encodes 313 amino acids. Gene Ontology annotation, molecular function: calcium ion binding. The record is from RefSeq and is a predicted model, not a curated record. Lineage: Eukaryota; Heterolobosea; Eutetramitea; Acrasida; Naegleriidae.